This is a messenger RNA of Pyrus x bretschneideri (Chinese white pear), 1707 nucleotides long. Its product is annotated as dihydropyrimidine dehydrogenase (NADP(+)), chloroplastic. The record is from RefSeq and is a predicted model, not a curated record. The transcript has 7 exons. Bases 290 to 1564 code for a protein of 424 amino acids. NCBI's taxonomy places the organism in Eukaryota, Viridiplantae, Streptophyta, Magnoliopsida, Rosales, Rosaceae. Gene Ontology annotation, cellular component: cytoplasm. Gene Ontology annotation, biological process: thymine catabolic process; uracil catabolic process. Gene Ontology annotation, molecular function: dihydropyrimidine dehydrogenase (NADP+) activity; iron-sulfur cluster binding; NADP binding.
CGAAAAUGUUGACAACCAAGUGCCAAUCCCGUCUGUCAGCAUCCACAUGCAUUCUCUCUUCGGAUUAUAAAAUUCCAGUUUUCCACCUUCAAUCCCAGUACAUCAAACGCUACAAGACGCAACCGAUUCCUCCAACCUCCCGUCUCUCUCUCCCUCUCUCUAGAGCCAACUGAAUAUUUUUAACUCGGAUUCAAUCUCGAUCAUCACCGUCUUGUUCUUCUUCCUCUGCUCCUUCCUGUUAUUCAUUCCUCCAGUUUACUUGCAGAAGGGGGACCCAAAUUCUUGAUCCAUGGCGUCUUUCAGCUUUACGCAGAUCAAAGGCAACACCCCAGUUGCUGAGUUUUCCAGAAGGACUCGUCCUGAGUUGGGUUUGAUUCGGCCUAGCCGAGUUGGGUUCAGGGUGUUGGCCUCUGAGAGCAAGGCGGAGCCUGAUCUUAGUGUUACUGUUAAUGGGUUGCACAUGCCCAACCCGUUCGUUAUCGGGUCGGGUCCGCCCGGGACUAACUAUACGGUGAUGAAGAGGGCCUUUGAUGAAGGCUGGGGUGCUGUGAUUGCCAAAACUGUAUCACUAGAUGCAGAAAAAGUAAAAAAUGUCACUCCUCGAUAUGCUCGGCUACGAGUAGAUGGAAAUGGCUCUGCCAAAGGGCAAAUUAUUGGGUGGCAGAACAUAGAACUGAUCAGUGAUCGACCUCUUGAAAUUAUGUUGAAAGAAUUUAAGCAACUAAAAGAAGAGUAUCCAGAUAGGAUUCUGAUUGCUUCAAUUAUGGAGGAAUACAACAAAGCUGGCUGGGAGGAACUUAUUGACCGUGUUGAGCAAACUGGAGUUGAUGCCCUUGAAAUCAAUUUUUCUUGCCCUCAUGGUAUGCCAGAGCGCAGGAUGGGUGCUGCGGUUGGUCAAGACUGUGCACUUCUGGAAGAAGUCUGUGGCUGGAUCAAUGCCAAAGCCACAGUUCCUGUUUGGGCAAAGAUGACUCCUAACAUUACUGACAUCACACAGCCAGCUAGAGUGGCUCUGAGCUCAGGAUGUGAGGGCGUGGCGGCUAUUAAUACCAUCAUGAGUGUAAUGGGGAUCAAUCUAACUACCUUACGGCCUGAGCCUUGUGUGGAGGGAUACUCAACUCCUGGGGGCUAUUCGGCUAAAGCAGUUCAUCCGAUUGCAUUGGCAAAGGUGAUGAACAUAGCAAAAUUAAUGAAAUCAGAGUUUGGUGAUACGGAUUACUCGCUUUCUGGAAUUGGGGGUGUUGAGUCAGGUGGCGAUGCUGCUGAGUUCAUUCUUCUUGGAGCAAAUACUGUUCAGGUCUGCACCGGGGUCAUGAUGCACGGAUAUGGUGUUGUGAAGAAACUUUGUUCCGAGCUGAAGGAUUUUAUGAAACAGCACAAUUUCUCAUCCAUUGAAGAUUACAGGGGGGCUUCCCUCGAAUACUUUACAACACAUACAGAUUUAGUAACAAGACAACAGGAAGCAAUCAAACAGAGGAAAGCCAUCCGGAAAGGAUUGCAAUCUGAUAAAGACUGGACAGGAGACGGUUUCGUGAAAGAGACCGAGAGCAUGGUUUCCAACUAAGCUGGACAACCAAACCAAUUGAAAUAAAGUGGGAUGUUGUUUAGAUAUUUGAAGAAAUAAGCUGCACUGCAUGAACAUUUAAGCUGAUAAUGUAUAAACUUCUUCUGAUGCUUUCCAAUUUAAUCAAAGCUAAUUGAACAGAA